UCAACACUGGUCCACCUGUAAUCUCCUCGCCUGUCCGAGCAGUGGUAUUACCCCUGUGGUCGCCUGGAUUAAGAUUAGGAGUUUAGCAGCGAACAGCCUGCUCCUCAUUGUGUGAAGAAACGGACCAUGACCGCCAGCACCAUGCAAGCUGUCUACUGCUGUCUGAUUCUGUGUGUCCUCUUCGCUGCCCACAGUGAGGCACUGCAGUGCUACACCUGCAUGGGCUCCAGUGAUGAGGACUGUAACCGCCAGGGCUCCAAAACCUGCCCCAGCUACUCUGACGCCUGCGCCGUGGUCAAAGGCCAUGGAAGUGGAGUCAUGAAGUCUUGUUCCUACAAAUCUUUCUGUAACCAGGCCAACACUCAGGGCCACCGAGCCCCAGGGGUCAAAGUUCACUGCUGCUUCAGCGAUAACUGCAACGUAUCAGGCGGUGCCACAGGGUUCAGCAAUGGGCUCAACAUUCUGCUGGUCCUCCUGCCCAUUUCGCUACACCUCUUCUUCAUUUAACUGCCCCUGUUGCCCCCUCACACCCCCCACACCGUGUCAUCUUCCAGCUACGGGUUACCAGGCUACUCCCAGAACCUUGUUCAGACCCUCACGUACCUACCCCAAACGCUUCCUCCACACCCUGCCCGUGGGUGACACCCAUCGCAAACUCAUCUGACCCUGUCGCUGUAGCGCCCUCUACAGGCCAUACACGGCCACUCAGUUAUCAGUCAAAAAAAGACUAACUUCACGACUGGAGCACCCACCCCCCCUUUCCCUCCACCCUAUUGCCCCAUCCACUCCUAAACCCCACAUCUACCACAGAACAGGCCCCGCCUCCUGCCUGUCACUCAGAUCCCCACCAAUCACAGCCCAUAAACCCGUCAUUGGCAUUAUGAUGUCAGCCCUGUGACACCGGCCCCAGGCUGAACACUGUGCUGAGCUGUGCUGAAUAUAGAGGGUGCUCUGGGUUCGCAGUCCUCACACAGGGGGUUCACAGUGCUCACACAGGGGGUUCACAGCCAAAGGAGCAGUUGUGAAUUCUUCUAUUAACUUGAGAAUAUGUUAGCUGAACGCAGGUGGAACAGGCGAGAUGUGUAUUUAGAUCCCUUUUGCAAGAAAGGCGAAUGUGCUAGCACUUCCCUACCUGUUAAUUACUUAAUUUAACCUCUCUCACUGUGUGUUCUGUAUAUAUUAAUGUAUUUUUAACUCCAGCAACUUUGGCUUGCCAGGCUAAAAAAACUCACUAUGAGCUUUUUAAAGUCACAAGCCUCUUAGGCUCCCUGGUCAGGUGCUCGAGGCCACGCUAAUCCGGCCCUUCUAGAAGCUGUUUAAAGAUGUUUACAGUGUGAGCUUUUUACUGUAACUCAUCCCACAGCUGUCGGUUCCAGGACGCACUGCAUGCCAAACAAGCCUGGGAGAAGGAGAGAGAGAGAGAGGGAGGGAGGGAGAGAGAGAGAGAGAGAGAGAGAGAGGGAGGAUGGGAGAGAGAGAGGCAAAAUCAUGAGAAUCGCGAGGUGGUGCACAUGUAAGCCUGUGUCCUCAGGACCGCAAACACAAAUGUGACACUGCAAAACAAAGAGGGGCGAUGAAGAAAGAAUCCAUGUGGAAAGAAGUACAGAACCAAAGUGUGUUAAAGGACUGCAGGGAUUCAUUUACAGCACUUCACCGACAGAAUGCGUAGAAUUGAUUAUUUCCUUUCUUACUGCUUAAUGCUUACUGCUUUCUUUUUCAAGACUCCUUUUCCUACGUUUCCUCCUUGGAAAACCUUAGAUAUUGUUGAAAAACUGAUUACCUAGGAAUUAACCAGAUGUAUCAAUAUUUGUCAAAAUACCCCAUUUUGUCUUGCAAUGUUCUCC
This is a messenger RNA of Conger conger (European conger), 1844 nucleotides long. It is a transcript of the gene ly6pge, whose product is annotated as lymphocyte antigen 6 family member pge. NCBI's taxonomy places the organism in Eukaryota, Metazoa, Chordata, Actinopteri, Anguilliformes, Congridae. The record is from RefSeq and is a predicted model, not a curated record. Bases 127 to 507 code for a protein of 126 amino acids. The transcript has 3 exons.